AUGGCUCUUCAUAAUUUUAUUCGAGAGAGCAGAAUUGCGGAUAGAGAAUUUGAUGCUUGUGAUGCAGAUGAAAAUUAUAACCCAAUGCCUAGUUCUUCGGCAUCAGCAUGGCCAGAAGAUGAACCUCUUGUUGAAGAUGUGAACAUGAAUGCCUUCCGUGAUGAAUUAGCUCAUGCUUUGUUUCAUGGAGUGUAA
Messenger RNA from Miscanthus lutarioriparius, 195 nucleotides. NCBI's taxonomy places the organism in Eukaryota, Viridiplantae, Streptophyta, Magnoliopsida, Poales, Poaceae. The record is from the annotation of a GenBank genome assembly.